AAAGUCAAGUUUCACCGUUUUCCAUAUUCCCAAUAUAUUCCUGGAGUGGGAGUCGCCUCUCUGCUAUCCAUACCAAAUUGGCGUAUUCUUUGAGGCACCUGAAUUCAUAGUAUGGGUGGAAGUUCUAUAGAUGAUGAUGAUUGGGAGCUCACUGUCUCAACUAAUGAGGCCCGAACAGUGGUAUUGGUUGGACGUACUGGUAAUGGAAAAAGUGCUACAGGUAAUAGCAUUCUUGGAAGGAAGGCCUUCAAAUCGAGGGCAAGUUCGUCGGGAAUAACAAGCACUUGUGAAUUGCAGAGAACUGUAUUAAGAGAUGGUCAAAUUGUGAAUGUUAUUGACACUCCGGGACUAUUUGAUUUUGCUGUGGGGUCUGACUUUGUUGGGAAGGAAAUUGUAAAAUGCAUUGAUCUUGCCAAAGAAGGAAUUCACGCCAUCCUUGUAGUUUUCUCUGUUAGAACUCGCUUUUCUCAGGAAGAACAAGCUGCUCUUCGUAACUUGCAGACACUGUUUGGAAAUAAAAUAGUUGACUACAUGAUUGCGGUCUUCACUGGAGGGGAUGAACUGGAAGACAAUGAUGAAACUUUGGACGAUUAUUUAGGUCGUGAGUGCCCAGAGCCCUUAAAGGAAAUUCUUGUUUUGUGCAAAAACCGGUAUGUGCUUUUUGAUAACAAGACUAAGGAUGAAAGAAAGCAGUCUGAACAAGUUCAGCAACUUCUUUCUCUUGUCAACAAGGUCAUUGCACAAAAUGGUGGAAAACCUUAUAUGGAUGAGUUAUUCACUGAACUGAAGAAAGGGGCAAUGAAACUGCAUAACCAACAAAUAGAGGUUGAAUCCUUGAAAGGAUAUUCGAAAAGUGAGAUUAAGGAGCUCAAGGAACAGAUGCAUCGUACUUAUGAUGAGCAGCUAAAACGAAUUACUGAAAUGGUGGAGACAAAGUUGAAGGAAGCAACUACCAGGCUUGAACAACAACUGGCUGAGGAGCAAGCUGCAAGGCUGAAGGCAGAGGAGAAUGCAUUUUUGGCUCAAAUGAGAUCAGAUGAUGAAAUUCGGAAACUUCGUGAAAAUCUGGAGAUGGCAAAGGAAGAACUCCGUAAACGAGGCGAAAAUCGUUGCGCCAUUCUAUGAUUACCGUCUCCGUGUUACUCUGGAAGUUUUAUUAUUGUUUAUAUAUCCCAUCUCCAUGGGUAACUCCCUCGUGUAAAUGUCUUGGCUCUUGCCUAUUUGUGUAUGGUUGCAUUUUAAUUGAAGAGACAGAUGUUAUUGACUUCUUGGAAAAACUUGUGGGAGUGGUAAUAUUAAUACGUUAUUUUUAUUAGAGUUCUA
Molecule: messenger RNA, 1323 nt
Organism: Neltuma alba
Lineage: Eukaryota; Viridiplantae; Streptophyta; Magnoliopsida; Fabales; Fabaceae
Product: immune-associated nucleotide-binding protein 9
Exons: 6
Coding region: 112-1125 (337 amino acids)
Molecular function (GO): GTP binding
Source: RefSeq, a predicted model, not a curated record